ACGAAAAGUUUUUGAAACGUCAAAACUUUCUCCUAAGUUUUCUCUUCAGUAAUUUGAUUAUAAAUCUAAUUAUUUUACUUCAGCACUUAUCCUUUAAUAUUUUCCUAUAUUAACAAUGGCACGUUACUUCAAAGAACAAGAUAUUGAUGAAUUCAGGGAAUGUUUCUACCUAUUCGCUCGGUCUGGACAGAUCACAUCAUUGGAUGAACUGACAGUUGUCAUGCGCUCCCUCGGGAUGAGUCCUACGAUACAGGAACUGACAGGUUACCUAAAAGGCAAAGGGGGUAAGAUGUCGUUUGCAGACUUCCUAGAAGUAAUGCAUAUACAUUCGCGUGCUGAAAAUCUUCCUAAUGAGGUUGUGAACGCAUUCCGCGCGGCUGACCCUGACAAGAAGGGUGUCGUCCCCGCGCGACAGCUUCGCAAUCUGCUGCAAAAGUGGGGAGAAGGACUGUCACAACGGGAGGUUGACAACAUAUUUAGAGAGGCGAAUGUGUCCAAUAAUGGUACGGUAAGGUAUGAAGAUUUUGUUAAAAUCGCCUGCGCUCCUGUUCCAGAUUACUAUUGAUUUAUAUUCUACAAUAUUUUAUUAUAACUACAAAUACAGUAUAAUCUCAGUAAUCCGGCACCUCCAAUAAUCCGGCACACUCCGCCCACGUCUCUCGCCCCUCUAUACCUGUGCGCUUCGUCUGCGUCGUCGACCAGUCUAACCUCGAAACUUUUUUCAACUGCGAAUACUUUAUAGUUAAAAAUUUCAAAUAACGCAAACACGAGACACUAUUUGAAUAAUAAAAUUUACAUUACUGAUGGCUUUUUUUACUAUAAUCCAGUAAUCCGAAUUCCAAUAAUCCGGCACCCUCCGGUUUUUAAUAGUGCCGGAUUAGUGAGAUCAUACUGUACAUAUUUAUUGUAGUUUUUUUUAAACGUAAAUUCACCAUUAUUCUUAUCAUUUGACUUGCAUUCCUUUAUUUUAUU
Messenger RNA from Papilio xuthus (Asian swallowtail), 972 nucleotides. The record is from RefSeq and is a predicted model, not a curated record. NCBI's taxonomy places the organism in Eukaryota, Metazoa, Arthropoda, Insecta, Lepidoptera, Papilionidae.